Messenger RNA from Protobothrops mucrosquamatus (brown spotted pit viper), 2095 nucleotides. It is a transcript of the gene LNX2, whose product is annotated as ligand of numb-protein X 2. Gene Ontology annotation, molecular function: protein binding; ubiquitin-protein transferase activity. The transcript is spliced from 9 exons. Lineage: Eukaryota; Metazoa; Chordata; Lepidosauria; Squamata; Viperidae. The coding region runs from base 1 to 2055 and encodes 684 amino acids. The record is from RefSeq and is a predicted model, not a curated record.
AUGGGCACGUCAAACGAAGAGAUGGUCUCAACGGAACAGAACCUGAACCCACUCUGCUUUGAAUGUGGCCAGCAGCACUGGACAAGAGAGAAUCACUUGUACAAUUAUCAGAACGAGGUGGACGAUGAUUUGGUUUGCCAUAUUUGCCUUCAGCCCUUGCUACAGCCAUUAGACACGCCUUGUGGUCACACAUUCUGCUAUAAGUGCCUACGAAACUUUUUGCAAGAGAAGGAUUUCUGUCCCUUAGAUCGCAAAAGGCUCCAUUUUAAAUUGUGCAAAAAAUCUAGCAUCCUUGUUCACAAACUGCUUGACAAGCUCUUGGUGCUGUGUCCCUUUACUUCAGUGUGCGAAGAGGUAAUGCAGAGAUGUGACCUGGAAGCACACCUGAAAAACAGGUGUGCUGGGGCUUCAAAUCGAAGGGCUGCCUUGGAAAGAAGGAUAAACAGCAAAUUGCAGGCAGCCACCGAAAGUGAAAAUGAAAACGCCAUGAUAGAUCAUCUGGACUCCCAGUCACCUGAAGCAGAGCAUGCUGGGACUGGAAUGGCGUCAAUGGAGCAGAACAUGACAUCAGCGACAGUUUCGGUGUGGACAGAUGAGUCUGGGCUUGAUAACCCUGCUUUUGAGGAGAACAUAGGAACUGAGACAAUCCAUCAGCCAUCAAGUUUACCGGAAGGUGAGAUCACCACCAUUGAAAUUCAUCGGUCCAAUCCUUACAUUGAAUUAGGAAUUAGCAUAGUGGGUGGCAAUGAAACACCUUUGAUCAACAUUGUUAUUCAAGAGGUUUAUCGUGACGGGAUCAUUGCCAGAGAUGGAAGGCUCCUUGCUGGAGAUCAAAUACUGCAGGUGAAUAACUUUGACAUCAGCAACGUGUCUCACAACCAUGCCAGGGCCAUCCUUUCCCAGCCCUGUACAUCGCUGCAUCUCACAGUCCUCCGAGAGAGACGAUUUGUAAGCCGAACUCACAAUCACAGUGAUAGCCCUCCCCAGCGAGACGAUAGCUUCCAUCUGACCUUGCACAAGCGAGACUCCAGUGAACAGCUUGGCAUUAAGCUGGUGCGCAGGACCGAUGAGCCAGGAGUAUUUAUUCUUGACCUCCUGGAAGGGGGGUUGGCUGCUCAGGAUGGCCGACUCUGUAGCAAUGACAAGGUGUUGGCUAUCAAUGGGCAUGACCUGAAGCAUGGCACACCUGAACUGGCUGCUCAUAUUAUCCAGGCCAGUGGCGAAAGGGUGAACCUAACCAUUUCAAGGCCUACAAAGUCCCAAAUUGUAAGCAUUCUCAGAGAUGGGGGAACACAUCUCACCAGCCAUCAUCAAUCCUAUCAACUGUAUCACAGCAACAGGCCAAGCCCACAUAAAGACCUCUCACAAUGUGUGACUUGUCAAGAGAAGCACAUCACAGUGAAGAAGGAGCCCCACGAGUCCCUUGGCAUGACAGUAGCAGGAGGUCGAGGCAGCAAAAGUGGGGAAUUGCCAAUAUUUGUUACAAGUGUACAACCUCACGGCUGUCUUGCAAGCGACAGGAAUUCUGGUGAUGUGUUGAUGAAUAUUAAUGGCAUUGAUCUGACCAAUCUGAGUCACAGUGAGGCUGUGGCUAUGCUCAAAGCCAGCGCUGCUUCCUCGGUCGUUGCUCUGAAGGCGCUAGAGGUCCAGAUUGCAGAAGAACAGCCCCAGGCAAAUGAUGAGCAGCCGAGCACCAUCAGUGAGAAUGAAUAUGAUGCUAGCUGGUCGCCAUCUUGGGUCAUGUGGUUAGGACUUCCAAGCUGCCUACAUAGUUACCAUGAUGUUGUAUUAAGAAGGAGCAAUCUAGCCAGCUGGGGAUUUAGCAUUGUUGGUGGCUACGAGGAAAAUCACACAAACCAGCCUUUCUUCAUUAAAACAAUUGUUCUAGGAACACCAGCAUAUUUUGAUGGAAGACUCAAAUGUGGUGAUAUGAUUGUUGCUGUCAAUGGACUUUCAACCAUGGGUAUGAGCCAUUCAGCGCUGGUUCCUAUGUUGAAGGAACAAAGAAAUAAAGUAACAUUGACUGUUAUCUGCUGGCCAGGAAGUCUUGUAUAAUAUGCAAAGAACAUAUACAUUGGUUGAAGCAGCUUUUUUU